GGCCAUGGCCAUCGACAUCAUGCAGAAAAUGCUGGAAGAGCAGCUCAUCACACACGCCUCUGGCGAAGUCUGGCGGACCUUCAUAUACGGCUUCUAUUUCUACAAGAUAGUGAUGGACAGAGAGCCUGAGCGAGUGGCCGUGCAGCAGCCCACUGCCUGGCACACGACGGCGGUGGAUGACUUCGCCAGCUUCCAGCGCAAGUGGUUUGAGGUGGCCUUCGUAGCCGAGGAGCUCUUGCACUCGGAGAUCCCUGCCUUCCUGUUGCCCUGGCUGCCCAGCCGGCCGGCCUCCUACGCCAGCAGGCACAGCUCCUUCAGCCGCAGCUUCGGGGGCCGGAGCCAGGCGGCUGCGCUUUUAGCUGCCACUGUCCCGGAGCAGAGGACCGUGACCCUGGACGUGGACGUGAACAACCGCACAGACCGACUGGAGUGGUGCAGCUGUUACUACCACGGCAACUUCUCACUGAACGCGGCCUUCGAGAUCAAGCUGCACUGGAUGGCAGUGACCGCCGCUGUGCUCUUUGAGAUGGUCCAAGGUUGGCAUCGCAAGGCCACCUCCUGUGGCUUUUUGUUGGUGCCGGUUUUGGAGGGUCCCUUUGCGCUGCCCAGUUACCUGUACGGCGACCCACUCCGGGCCCAGCUCUUCAUCCCGCUCAACAUCAGCUGCCUGCUCAAGGAGGGCAGCGAGCACCUGUUUGACAGCUUUGAACCAGAAACAUACUGGGACCGAAUGCACCUUUUCCAGGAAGCCAUCGCACACAGGUUUGGGUUUGUUCAAGAUAAAUAUUCUGCCUCUGCUUUUAACUUCCCUGCUGAAACCAAGCCUCAGUACAUCCACGUCACAGGCACGGUGUUCCUGCAGCUGCCCUACUCCAAGCGCAAGUUCUCAGGGCAGCCACGGCGGCGCCGCAAUUCUACCAGCUCCGCCAGCCAGAGCCUGUUCUGCGAGGAGAGGGUGGGCUACAGCUGGGCCUACAACACCAUGCUGACCAAGACCUGGCGCUCCAGCGCCACUGGCGAUGAGAGGUUUGCUGACCGGCUGCUGAAGGACUUCACGGACUUCUGCGUCAACCGUGACAACCGGCUGGUGACCUUCUGGACGAGCUGCCUGGAGAAGAUGCACGCCAGUGCCCCGUGACGGGCGAGGGGCCGGGGGUACUGUCCUGCUGCUGAUGGUACUCGGUGGGGUCAGGCAGGCUCGGGUCGUGGGGGCUGUGGGUGCUGCUUGGCCCCUGCCAGCCUCCGUCCGCUCCAGGAGGAAGCCUGCGGAAGCCUCCGGCACCUGGGAGCAGGUGGGAGGGCGCCCCCAUGCACGCCCUCAGCAACAGAGUGGCUCCCGUGAGCGUCCUUUCCUCCGCCGUACGCAGGUACUUCCCGCCCAGAAGGAGUGUGCAAAGGAUGUAAGAUAACUUUGUGAAAUAAUGUACCAUAGGCUCACACCAACUGUAUAUACCUGUACAGAGCAGAAACAGGAAUAAACUGGCCCGUGUGGCAUCUCUGUCCCCAGCCUGGUCCCGGGCAGCAGCAAUCCUGUCUUCGGCUGGGCAGUCGUGCCCUGCCACUGGGGCCCUGGAGGCCGAUGAGGCGGCCACAGACGCUGGGGAGGACUCCAGAAUUCACUUGGGGGUCUGGCUGUGAGUUUACUGAAAGGUUUCUCUUCAGGGGCCCUCGGGCAGGAGAGGAGAGUUCCGGGCAGGCCUCAUGAACAGACGAGACGAGGUGCUGGGAUCCUGCGGGCCUGGUUGUGGGAGGCGAGUCUUGCUAAGUAGGUGAGCCUGGCAUGGCGUGCAGAUGUCGUGGCAUUCAGAAAAAAAUCCAAGGAAGGCUCUGUUGACUCUGGCUGAGGUUAGGACCCACUGCUCUGUGGGAUAAGACUCAGCAUGGUCCUCAACCUCAGCUCCGCCCUCACUGGCCAGGGGGUAGAGGGUGGGGGGACCUGAGAGCUCCCACCACUUCCCCUCCCGCCACUUCCCCUCCACCCCGAGUUAAUCACAAGCGCUAUUGAACUACCACCUCAAUGGCCUGCAGGUCCGUCCCCUCUCCCAGGAGCCCUGCAGCCGCUCUCAGCCUGGCCCUCACCUCCUCUUCCUCCUCCUGCAUGGCUAGGAACACCUCCCACCUGGUCUCUGCUUUCCCUCCAGGCCCUUCUCCACUCGGCAGUCACCACUCUGAUUGUGCCCCCCACCUAUUUAGACCUCUUUGGUGACUUGAACUUCAAAACUCUUAGACGUGGCCGCACAAUCUGGUCCCAGGCUUCCUCUCCAGCCACCAGGAACGUCAGAAACUCUUUAUGGGCUCAGACCCUUUGCACACGCUGUUCCCUGUGCCUCGAACACUCCUCACUCAUCCCGGCCAUCCAUCCGCCCUCAGCUCAAAGGUCCCUUCUCCAGAGAAGCUCCGUGGGACCCCGUCAUGUCUUCCCAUGGCACCUUGCCCUCCUCCCACCACAUGCGGCACAUGGCAGGGGGCUUGACUAUUUUGUUCAUCCUUUUUUCCUAAAUGUUUGGCCUAAUGGAAGAUGCUGGAGAAGUGGUUGUUGGCCAAGCGCGUGGGGUGAAUGAA
Molecule: messenger RNA, 2562 nt
Organism: Physeter macrocephalus (sperm whale)
Lineage: Eukaryota; Metazoa; Chordata; Mammalia; Artiodactyla; Physeteridae
Product: GATOR complex protein DEPDC5-like
Exons: 8
Coding region: 5-1138 (377 amino acids)
Biological process (GO): cellular response to amino acid starvation; negative regulation of TORC1 signaling; positive regulation of autophagy
Cellular component (GO): lysosomal membrane; GATOR1 complex
Molecular function (GO): GTPase activator activity
Source: RefSeq, a predicted model, not a curated record